Molecule: messenger RNA, 1408 nt
Organism: Neocloeon triangulifer
Lineage: Eukaryota; Metazoa; Arthropoda; Insecta; Ephemeroptera; Baetidae
Product: zinc metalloproteinase nas-14-like
Exons: 3
Biological process (GO): proteolysis
Molecular function (GO): metalloendopeptidase activity; zinc ion binding
Source: RefSeq, a predicted model, not a curated record
UUCGUGCAGGUCCAUGAUCAUAGCGUGCGGAAUCUGGUGAUCGACGAAGGCCGCCUCUGGCCGAACAAAACUGUUUUCUACGAGUUUGCCGAAGACGAAUAUCAUCCGAUGGAGCAAAUGUGGAUCGAACAGGCAAUCAAAUCAUUGCAAAAACUUACUUGUGUGCAAAUCAAGAAAAGGGUUGACGAGGAAAACUACUUGCACAUCCAGAAUAAUAAGGGUUGUGCGGCUCCGGUUGGUUUCUAUCCGCUGGGCAAAGUCGAAAUGUUCCUGCAGCUGCCGCUCUGCAUCAAGUGGGGAACAAUUCAGCAUGAGUUUUUGCACUCGCUCGGUUUCUGGCACGAGCACACCCGUCCCGACCGGGACAGGUACGUGUCCGUGCAGUGGGACAACAUUGUGAGCGGCGCCGAGACCAACUUCCUCAGCAGGUCGGCGUCCGAGGCGCACCUGGAGAACAUGCCCUACGACUACGAAAGCGUCAUGCACUACAAACACACGGCGUUUUCCAAGGAUUUGACAAGACCAACUUUGGUCCCUCGCAAAGCGGGGGUCGAAAUUGGUCAGCGGAUUAAAGUCAGCAAAAUUGACGUUGCCAAAUUGAAUCGACUCUAUGAGUGCGGAAGAGAAUUUUAUCGCGGAGAUGAGUUGGUGGAAGAGUUUGUGACACCUGAAACUGUUUCAACAACGCAUACAUCUGGAGAUUCCAAUUCUGUUUGAAAUUGCAAAAGAUAUUAAUGUGACAAAAUUUCUGAAAAAAAAAUUAAUGCAUCAGUAUUCUUGAUCAUUUUUAAAAAAAUAUUUAUAGAGAGAAGGUAUUCAUAAUUUCAUACAAAUUGAUUUGUAUCUUUUCUAUUGCUAAAAGGGUUGCAUAAAUUUUAUGCAAAGCUAAAUUUAAAAUUCAAAGCAUACAAAUUUUGUUGGUAGUUUUUUUCAUAACGAAUUUUUAAUUUGGUCUGUUUUUGAACUUGAACUAAAUAUGUAGUCACGAAAAGAGUUUUUAAAUCAAUACUGUUUUUUUUUUCUAAUUAAUCUAGAUGGCAGAAUUUGGUAAUAACCUUGUCCUAUUAAAUCGAUUUUUCACUGUCACUAAUUUGAAUAAUUAAUUGAAAUGUCUUUUCCUUUCAAUUGAGCAAUCUUUCCUUCCAGAGCGAGUUACUUUUACAAAUGCGGAAGUGUUUUUUGCUCUAAUGCGCCGCGUCCACCGACUCAUGUUUGUCCACCGAGUGGCAGGUCCGGAAAAAUGGACGGGUCAUUAUCUCGUGACACCAAGCGUGUCAAUUUUCAGAGCGUGACGUCACCGCGGCGGCGAGUAAACAUUAUUGACCCAGCUGACUAACCCCUCAUUUCACUGUCACCUUCUGAGAAAAGCGCCGAAAAUUAAUAAUUGAUUAAUAAUAUGCAGUUUUUU